Molecule: messenger RNA, 2835 nt
Organism: Phaethon lepturus (White-tailed tropicbird)
Lineage: Eukaryota; Metazoa; Chordata; Aves; Phaethontiformes; Phaethontidae
Product: lymphoid-restricted membrane protein-like
Exons: 28
Coding region: 1-2835 (944 amino acids)
Cellular component (GO): endoplasmic reticulum membrane
Source: RefSeq, a predicted model, not a curated record
AUGCUUGACCCAGACCAGAAAGAUAUCUCCAUGGACCUGGAAACAUACCAUGCCAUCAUGAAAGAGUGGAUUGAAGACUGUAAGAGAAAAUGGGAAGAUGGUGCCACCGAGGAACCAACACCAAGCAUGGAAGGCCUGGAAUUGAAAGCGCACAAAAACACCUCUGAAGGAAAAAAGACGCAUAUCCGAAUGAAUGUUACAUCAGGAAGCUUGGAGGCCUUUGGGGGAGAUGUGUCUAAAGGAGACAUGGAGACUUCUGACUUGAUAACCUGCGUUGUGGACCUGCAGUACAACAACCAGAAGCUUCGUGAAGAGAACAACAAGCUGAAGUUCACACUGGAAGCUGUGGAUGAGACCAACAAUAAGCUAUUGGCAGAUAAUGAGCAUCUACAUCAACAAAUAAAAAGCAUCCAGCAUUCUGUGCUGAAAGCCAAAUCACUGGAAGAAGAACUAGAAGAAGUAAAAAACAACCUCAACCUGUCAGAAGAGAGGAGACAGCAAAUCCUCUGCCAGAAUAAACAGCUAAAUAUUAGGAGUAGUAUGGAUACCGAUGGACUUCAAAAGAAGAUUUUGGAGCUGUCUAAAAAUGCAGCAGAGCUUCAAAUCCAAGUACAUAUCUAUGAGAGCACUGUAGUGAACAAAGAGGCAAGCUUGAUCCAGAAGGAGAAGGACAUCAAAGAACUGAAGUUAACCAUUGUGGAGUGUUCCUCAAUAAUAGAGACUUUGCGGGCAGAAAAAAAUAAGCUACUGGAGAACAUGCAACACAUGCAGCAGGAGCUGAUCUCAAAUGGGUUGAGUUUGUGUAAAUUUAACAGUAAUAUUCCUGAAGGGACGAAUUCACUGCACUGUGAACUGGAACUUGCUCAGUCUUCUGAGAUUACCAAGACUGAAUGGACAUCCCUGGAUGAAACACUGGACCGUGAAGUGCUGUUUUUACUUCAGGGACCUGAAUAUGUGGGAGAAAAAUUUAAGACUAUCAUGCAAAACCUGCAAGAGGAAGCCUCUGAAGCAGAGGAGCUGGUCAGGGCUUCUUUACAAUGGAUAAAAGAUCCUGAUGUGAACAUGCAACAGGCUUGGGAAAGAAAACUUGUGGUUCUCAAGCAAGAACUGGGAGAAAAAAGACACCUUUGGAUCCAGAAACUUCAACUCUUGCAAAAAUACAAAGAAUCCCUAGAUAAGGAUUUUAUUCGAAUGGCAGGCAACCUGAGGAGAACCAAGACAGAGCAACUUCACCUAAGGAAAGACCUCUCUGCCAGGCAACGUGAGAUAGAAACUGUCAAACAGUUACAAGAACAAACUGCUGGCCAGGCAGAAGCCCUUGGUUUAGAGCUGCAAAAAGCUACAAAGCAGCUUGAGGAUGCCAGCAAACAGGCAGAGGAUCAAGCUGAAGCCUUUCACUUUGCUUGUGAGGAAGCUGCAUCCUUGAAAUGCAAGUUAGAGGAAGCCAUUUCUGAGCAGCAAAAACUCAAGGAUGUGAACGCAGCUUUAACAAGCACUUGCCAGUUACUUCAAGACAAGGUGGAAGACCAGAAAAGAAUGGAUGUGACCAAGAAGGAAUUCUGCCCCAUGAUGGAAGAACACAAAACCACGUUUCAAAACGUUUUAAAGCAAGACCCGGAGGUGGACCAGGAAAAGAAAAAUAAUAAAAAGCAGAGUGAGGAAGCACCAGCUGUGGUUCCCAGUAGGAAAGGGACUUCACCCACUGCAGGUGGCAUUAAAGCAGAUAAAACAAAGCAAAAUGAGCCUGACUCUCCUAAUGAGAAAGAAGUGGAGGCUGAAUUUCUGAGGUUGUCUUUAGGUUUUAAAUGUGACUUGUUUACUUUGGACAAGAGAGUGAAGCUUGAAGAAAGGUCUCGAGACUUGGCUGAAGAAAAUUUGAAAAAGGAGAUCACAAAUGCUCUAAAGAUGUUAGAGGCUUUAGUUCCUCUGUGUGAAGAAGAUAACCAAGCGCAAGAGAUUAUUAAGAAGUUGCAGAAAAGCUUGCAGUUCCUCAGCCAGUAUGCAGCCCGAGUUGCUAGUAGAGCAGAGAUGUUGGGAGCUAUCAAUCAGGAAAGCCGUGUCAGCAAGGCUGUGGAAGUAAUGAUUCAGCAUGUGGAAAACCUGAAGCGCAUGUACACAAAAGAACAUGCAGAACUUGAGGAGCUGAAACAGGUCCUGCUCCAGAAUGAGAGAUCCUUCAGUUCUCUUGGAGAUCGAGAUGAAUCUACAAAUAAAAAACUACCAAAUUCUUUUAACUUUAAGCCAUCGUCAUCCCUACGAAGAGUUAGCAUUGCAGCGUUGCCUAGGAGUGCUGGAAAUGCAGGUAUUGGGCUGCCGCUGGCCCUACUCCAUGAACCUGAUGGAGAUGAACGGAGUGAUAAAUUCAACAGGAGAUCAAGCAAUUGGGGACGACUAGGAGCAAAGCAAAAUGAGAAGCGUCCUUCACUACAGCGGUUCAUUAGCACAUAUUCCUGGGCAGAGUACGACAACGAACAUUCUGAAACAAAAAAUGAGCAGUUGGAAUCACCUGCUGAAGUACAAGAAGAACUGUCAAGGAAGGAAAGUAUCUCUGAAAAAGGAAAAUGUUCAUCAAAAUGGAACCUAGAGUCAGUAUGCAAUUUAAUGUCAUCAUGGGCAUCCCAUCUCAAGACUUCCUUUUCCAACGCUAACAAAACUCUCUGGGUUUCUGUUUCCAUCCUGGUACUGCUUGCUGCUCUUACAAGCUUCCUCACUGGGCUGUCUCUUCAAAGACCAGCAGAUGCAGCACCUGUAGGAACUGGGGACUCCUGGACUUCACUACAGCAACUGUUGUGGCCGUACACAGGACUUCAACACAACGGACCACCCCCCGUAUAA